AUGGCUUCAAAGCGCAAAGCGUCAGCCAUGGCGGCGACCGUGGAUGACGAGCCUGUUGACCCGUCAGACGAGUUGGCCUUCUAUUGCUUAGGAGGCGGCAAUGAGGUCGGGCGCUCAUGUCACAUCAUUCAAUAUAAGGGAAAGACCGUCAUGCUGGACGCUGGUAUGCACCCCGCGAAAGAGGGGUUCGCAGCUCUGCCCUUUUUCGAUGAGUUCGAUUUGAGUACGGUGGAUAUACUCCUUCUCAGCCAUUUCCACGUCGAUCACUCAUCUGCUCUCCCAUACGUGCUCAGCAAGACCAAUUUCAAAGGUCGAGUUUUGACGACACACGCUACGAAAGCCAUCUAUAAAUGGCUGAUCCAAGAUAAUGUCCGAGUUAGCAACACCGCAUCUUCAUCUGACCAGCGGACAACUCUCUACACCGAACACGACCACCUUUCUACCCUUCCUCUUAUUGAAACAGUCGACUUUUAUACCACCCAUACUAUCAACAGCAUCCGAAUCACUCCGUAUCCUGCUGGGCACGUUCUGGGGGCGGCCAUGUUCCUUGUUUCCAUCGCAGGGCUGAAUAUCCUCUUUACGGGCGACUAUUCUAGAGAGGAGGAUCGGCAUUUGAUCCCUGCCGAGGUACCAAGAGGCGUCAAGAUUGAUGUCCUCAUCACCGAAUCCACAUUUGGUAUUUCGUCGAACCCUCCUCGGUUAGAACGAGAAGCCGCUCUCAUGAAGUCCAUCACGGGAGUUCUUAAUCGCGGCGGUCGCGUUUUGAUGCCAGUUUUCGCCUUGGGCCGAGCUCAGGAACUCCUUUUAAUUCUGGAUGAAUACUGGGAGCGACAUCCCGAAUACCAAAAGGCACCCAUAUACUACAUUGGUAACAUGGCUCGCCGUUGCAUGGUUGUCUACCAGACCUAUAUCGGAGCCAUGAAUGACAAUAUCAAGCGGCUUUUCCGCCAACGAAUGGCCGAAGCCGAGGCUAGCGGUAGCAAGAACGUCAGUGCAGGCCCUUGGGACUUUAAGUUUGUGCGAAGCUUGAGAAGCCUGGAACGAUUCGACGAUGUGGGCGGUUGUGUGAUACUCGCUUCGCCCGGUAUGCUUCAAACUGGCACCAGUCGAGAGCUUUUGGAACGAUGGGCACCAAGCGAACGGAACGGCGUGGUUAUGACGGGAUACAGCGUGGAGGGAACAAUGGCCAAGCAAUUGCUCAACGAGCCAGAGCAAAUCCCAGCUACAAUGUCCAAGGGCUCAGGCGGUCCCGGCAGCCGUGCAAAUCCCGACGAAGACCAAAAGGUUAUGAUUCCUCGGCGCUGCACUAUCGAUGAAGUCAGUUUUGCUGCCCAUGUGGAUGGUGUGGAGAAUCGGAACUUCAUCGAGGAAGUCGGGGCACCUGUUGUGAUUCUCGUCCACGGGGAGAAGCAUCAGAUGAUGCGCUUAAAGUCGAAACUGCUCAGUUUGAACGCCGAAAAGACAGUCAAGGUAAAGGUCUACACGCCGGCCAACUGCGAUGAGAUUCGUAUCCCUUUCAAGAAAGACAAGAUCGCCAAGGUUGUUGGCAAGCUUGCCGAAGAAACUCAGCCAACAGACUUGGAUGAGAGUGAGCUCAUGGCUGGCGUGCUCGUCCAAAACGGCUUUGAUCUGUCUUUGAUGGCACCGGCUGACUUACGAGAAUAUGCCGGCCUCACGACGACGACAAUCACUUGCAGACAGCACUUGACCUUGAACUCUGCCACCAUGGACUUGAUCAAAUGGGCUCUCGAAAGCUCGUUUGGCGCUAUCGAACAGUUUGGUUCUAGCGCGAAGGAAUCUAAGAAAGAGAACGGGACAAAUGGCAAGUUAUUAGAAGAAGCAGACGAAGAGAUCGAAUAUGCCGAAAAUGAAGCAUACUUGGUUAUGGGCAGCGUGGUCGUUAGAUACAUGGCUCGUACGCGCGAAGUUGAACUGGAAUGGGAGGGCAACAUGAUGAAUGACGGGGUUGCCGAUGCAGUCAUGGCAGUGCUCUUGACCGUGGAGAGCAGCCCUGCAUCAGUGAAACAAUCGUGCAAACAUCACCACCAUGAUCACUCCCACGAUGACAGCCAGGUUGAAUCGACGCAUAGGAAUUUCAACCCCCACGAACGGUUCGCCCAGCUUCUUAUGAUCCUUGAAGCCCAAUUCGGCGAGACCGUCACCCCUAUUGAACGCCCACGAGUAAGCACCCAAGCUGCUGCAAAUGACUCUGCCACAGAGCCAGCCGCUACAGAAGCAGAAGAAGAGCCGCUAUCCGAAGACGAACGCGUCAAAGCCGAGGCCGCCGAGCUUGCACGUUUACACGCACUCGGCAUUCCCUUCCCCGGCGUCGAAAUCAAAGUCGACACCCAUGUUGCGCGCGUAUACCUAGAAGACCUCGAGGUCGAAUGCGGCAAUGCAGUACUGCGGGAUCGCAUCCGCGUCGUGCUAGAGCGCGCCGUGGAGACUGUUGCGAGCAUGUGGACUCAAGAGAUCAGUAGUAGGAGUGGCCACACACAUGCGAACGGGAUUGCAUACGACCAAGAUAAGCUGCUGGAAAAGAAAUUGGCUAUGAUUGAGGCGUAA
Messenger RNA from Talaromyces rugulosus, 2565 nucleotides. RefSeq lists its product as uncharacterized. Gene Ontology annotation, molecular function: RNA binding; RNA endonuclease activity; 5'-3' exonuclease activity. The record is from RefSeq and is a predicted model, not a curated record. Gene Ontology annotation, cellular component: mRNA cleavage and polyadenylation specificity factor complex. The coding region runs from base 1 to 2565 and encodes 854 amino acids. The transcript is spliced from 5 exons. Gene Ontology annotation, biological process: mRNA 3'-end processing by stem-loop binding and cleavage. Lineage: Eukaryota; Fungi; Ascomycota; Eurotiomycetes; Eurotiales; Trichocomaceae.